Molecule: messenger RNA, 1022 nt
Organism: Myotis brandtii (Brandt's bat)
Lineage: Eukaryota; Metazoa; Chordata; Mammalia; Chiroptera; Vespertilionidae
Product: torsin-2A
Exons: 3
Coding region: 24-503 (159 amino acids)
Cellular component (GO): nuclear envelope; endoplasmic reticulum lumen
Molecular function (GO): ATP binding; ATP hydrolysis activity
Source: RefSeq, a predicted model, not a curated record
GCUCCCUCUUCCUCUUUGAUGAGAUGGACAAGCUGACCCCAGGCCUGAUGGAGGUCCUACAACCUUUCCUGGGCUCCUCCUGGGUUGUGUAUGGGACCAACUAUCGCAAAGCCAUCUUCAUCUUCAUCAGCAACACUGGUGGUGAGCAGAUCAACCAGGUGGUACUGGAGGCAUGGCGCAGCCGCCGGGACCGCGAGGAGAUCUGCCUGCAGGAGCUCGAGCCAGUCAUCGCCCAGGCGGUGCUGGACAACCCCCACCACGGCUUCUGGCGCUCGGGCAUCAUGGAAGAGCAUCUGCUGGAUGCCCUGGUGCCCUUCCUACCGCUCCAGCGGCACCAUGUGCGGCACUGCGUGCUCAACGAGCUGGCCCAGCUGGGCCUGGAGCCAAGGGACGAGGUUAUCCAGGCUGUGCUGGACAGCACCGCCUUCUUCCCUGAGGACGAGCAGCUCUUUUCCUCCAAUGGCUGCAAGACUGUGGCUUCCCGAAUUGCCUUCUUCCUCUGAUUCUCUGGCAUCCUUGUCCUCCCCACUCGGCCAGGCCAUGCAGGAAAGCCCUGGGGCCUUUGCCAGAGGGACCCUUGUCCUGACCUCCUGGAGAGUGGGACCUAGCGCACAAAUUGAAGAUGAGGAGAAGUGUUGGCUAGGCCAUGAGACAGAGGGUCAGGUGGGCCUCUUAGCUGGUCUGAGGACAUCGUGGCCUUUGCUUCCUGCCCUGGGGGAAAGUGCUGGUCACCCCAGAACCUCAAUGAGUCUUGACCUCACCCUGCAGCCUGAGCCUUCUUAAAUGUGAAUUGUAACUCAGGGACUGUGGCUCCUGGCUGCUCCCUCCCUCCUCAGCCUUUUCCCCUUAGCCCCUUGCCCUGCUACCAUAUCCCACACCCUGUCCCAGUAUUGUAAACCAGGCUGAGACUUCUCAGUCCCCAAGGAUGAAGGGACUCAAGCUGCCACUUGGGCCUGGUUUUUAAUGUUUUUAAUUUUGUAAAAGAAGAGAACAAAUACAAUAAACUUAGCCAUGGGACCAGA